Molecule: messenger RNA, 4407 nt
Organism: Moesziomyces aphidis
Lineage: Eukaryota; Fungi; Basidiomycota; Ustilaginomycetes; Ustilaginales; Ustilaginaceae
Source: the annotation of a GenBank genome assembly
AUGGCGACACUCAACGUCAAAGAUGCGCUCUCCUACCUGGACCAGGUCAAGGUGCAGUUCGCAGAGCAUCCCGACGUCUACAAUCGCUUCCUCGACAUCAUGAAGGACUUCAAGAGUCAGUCCAUAGAUACCCCUGGCGUCAUCGAAAGAGUCUCGACCCUCUUUCGCGGACAUCCCAGCCUCAUCCAGGGCUUCAACACCUUCCUCCCUCCCGGAUACCGCAUCGAGUGCAGCCUCGACCCCAGCGAGAGCAACCUCAUCACUGUCACCACCCCAACCGGCACAACCACACAGACCCCCGGCGGCGUCGGCAUCGCAGGCGCCAUCAAUCGCAUGAGUGGAACCGGCUCCGGUCCCCCGCCUCCGGGCCCUUCCACUCAAUCCUCUGGUCCCCGAGGUCCCGGUGGCAUGGGCAUGAUGCAUGGCUCGGCUCCUCGCCACGCCGACCAGCCUCCGUCCCACAUGCAUCCGCCUCCCCACGCGCACGAUGGCCCUCCCGGCUCCAUGCCUUACAUGAGCGGCCCACCCGGCCAUCCCAUGAAUCACGGUCCGGCCGGCGCCAACUACUCGGGGGCUUCUGGACAGCCCAUGGGGCCCGGCGGCCCACAGCAUCCAAGCCACGGUCCCGGUCCGGGUCCCAUGGGCCCCGUUCCUCCUCACCACGCCCGGCCUCAGUCGCCCAUGCCCAUGGCUCCUGGCAUCGCACCUCCCGCCCCUCCUGGUUCCGGCAUGCACGGCGGCCAGGCCGGCCCCAUGACACCAGUUCAGGAUCCCAAGCGACCCCCGGUCGAAUUCAACCACGCCAUCAACUACGUCAACAAGAUCAAACAGCGCUUCUCUCAGGAUCCCGAUACCUACAAACAGUUCCUCGAAAUCCUGCAGACCUACCAAAAGGAGCAACGUCCCAUCCACGACGUCUAUGCCCAGGUCACCGUCCUCUUCGAGAAUGCAAAGGACCUCCUCGACGAGUUCAAACAAUUCUUACCCGACACCACCGCUGGCUCACAGCCUAGCGGCGGCCUCUUCAACAUGCUCGGCCAGGUCACCUCCGGUCUUGGCGGAAGUGCCAGCACUGGCGCAGCUCCAGGAGCAAUGCAGGGCCAGCCAGGCUACAGAGGCGCACCGGGCGAAGGCCCCGAUGCUGGUCGCAAGGGCGGUGCGGGUGCCAUCCCAGGCGCGCCCGGUGCCCCCUCCUCGGCUUCGCGCAAGAAGCGCAGCGGUGCCAACGAAUCCGGCAAGCCAAGCUCGGGCAAGACCAAGAAGUCCAAACACGGCCACAAGGCCGAGCAGCGUACGCCUCCACUUCGCCAAGAACCGCUUCCGCCAUCGCCCACCUUUGCCCAUCCGGGUCAGAUGCACCACGUCUAUGGCAUCGACGGUAUGGUCGCAGCCGAAGCCACCGGUCUCGUCCCUCAGGGCACCGUCGUCAACGGCCUCGCACUCGGCCAGCCUCAAGCUCCGCUUGCGACGCUCGACGAGGUCGCCUUCUUCGACCGCGUCAAGAAGCACAUUGACGACCGUGCCACAUACCUCGACUUCCUCAAGCUUCUCAACCUGUACACGCAGGACAUCAUCGAUGUCAAGACUCUCGUCGACCGCGCCGCUCUCUUCAUCGGCACCAACCGCGAGCUCUUUGUCACUUUCAAGGGCCUCUGCGGCUACGACAUGGGCCGCCACGGUUGGCUCGACAAUGAGGAUCCUAUCGUCGAAAACGUCCCGGCUCCUCUUCGCGAGCGCGUCGACCUCAGCACCUGCAAGGUCUACGGCGCCUCGUAUCGCAAGUUGCCCAAGUCCGAAGUCAACCUCGCCUGCUCCGGCCGAGACCCCAUGUGCUGGGAGGUUCUUAAUGACAGCUGGGUCAGUCAUCCCACGUGGGCAUCCGAAGGUGAGGGCUUCAACCCGCACAAGAAGAACCCCUACGAGGACGCGCUCUAUCGAUCCGAAGAGGAAAGACACGAGUACGACUACCACAUCGAGGCCAACCUCAGGACCAUCGCUCUCCUCGAGCCCAUCGCCGCUCGCAUCUCCACCAUGGACAACGAAGAGAAGGCGGCUUUCCGUCUCAAGCCCGGCCUCGGAGGUCAGAGCAAGAGCAUCUACCAGCGUGUCAUCAAGAAGGUUUAUGGCCGCGAGCAGGGCCUCGAGGUCAUCAGCGCCCUUCACGACACGCCUUGUGUAUCGGUGCCCAUCGUCUUGCACCGUCUCAAGCAGAAGGAUGAGGAGUGGAAGCGUGCCCAGCGCGAGUGGAACAAAGUCUGGCGCGAGGUCGAUGCCAGGAACUACUACAAGAGCCUCGACCACCAGGGCGUCAACUUCAAGACGUCCGACAAGAAGGCCAUCACCGCCAAGGCCUUCAUCGCCGAGAUCGAGGCGCGCAAGCUCCAGCAGCAGCAGCGAAGGCUCAGUUUGGAUCCCACACUCCCGCGUCCAAAGCCGAGGCACCAGCUUGUCUAUGUCAUGGACGACACGCACGUGCUCGCCGACGUGCUCAAGCUCGCCUUCAGCUACCUCGACCGCGCCACGGGAAGCUACAGCUCCAACGACCGCGAGCGCAUCGAGAACUUCCUCCGUUCCUUUGUUCCUAAGCUCCUCGCGCUCGACGUCCACGAGUUUGAAGAGCUGCUCAAUGGCGAUGUCGACAUGGACGAUGAAGAUGCCAAGAGCAACGCUGACGACGAUGCUAGGAGCGUAGACACGCUCGCGGAUGACGACACGGACGCCUCCUCCAACGCCUCUGGUUCGGCAAGUCGACGCGGCAAGAAGCAGGCGGCCGACCUGCGCAAGAAAAUCCUCAAGAGCCAAGCCGAGACCUCCAAGCAGACCGAAGACGGCGGCGAGGAAUCCGUGGACGCCACUGGCGCUGCAGCCUCGGCCAAUGCCAGAGCCGCCAGCCCCACGAUUGUUGCAGACGUGGACUCGGUGGCUGAGGCGCUCGCCAACCAGACCUCCAACACGGUCACGCCCGCCGUUGCCAGCGCUGAGGACGUCGACAUGGAGGAUGCCUCAAAGCCCGUGGAAGAGGCCUCGGCCCUGGCAACGGAUCAAGAGGACGUGGCACCCUCGACGACAAUUGGCGGUGCGGCGGACGCCGGUCCCGCAGCCGAGGCUCCCAAGGAGACUGAGGCCGAGGCAGCGACCGAAGCCGCCGACCAACCAUCCAAGCAGGAUGCUGCAACAUGGAUCAACACCGAUCUCAAUGCGACCUUUGAUUCCCAGAAGGGCCAAACCGUCAACGUGCGCGGCGCAGUUGAAGAAGAAGACGGACCGGACUCGGCGACCAGCCCUGUCAACUUCUUCUGCAACAGCCAGUACUUUGUCUUCAUCCGCCUUCUGCAGCUUCUGUACGCGCGCCUGCACAAGGUGAAGGACCUCGGUGUCCAGAUGGCCAACAAGCAUCCUCUGCGCAGUAAGAUCAAUCCCCUCGCCAUCGAGCUUGGCCUCCAGGAUGGUGGUAGCGGUCCAGCGGCUGUGGUGGGCGCCACCGCCAACGCCUCGAGUCUUGGGCCUGUUGCGCCAACCAACGAGGAGGCCGGCCUCACCCUUCACCCCUCGCGCUACUACGAUACGCUGCUCGACAUGUGCGAGAAGCUGUUCGAUGGCGACGUGGACCAAGCCACAUACGAGGAGUCAGUCAGAUACAUGUACGGCAUCGAGGGCUACAUUGUCUUUACCUUGGACAAGGUCAUUGGCGCGCUCAUCAAAGUGGUCCAGUUCCUGACCACGGACAACAAGUGCCAGGAGAUGCAGUCCAUCAUGGAGGCCAACCGGGCCAACGUGCAGAGCACGCUGACCAGCUACCGUCAGCAGAUUGCUGACCGCAUGGCCGCCGAGGACCUGAUCGGCAAGGACGAGAGCCUCUUCCGCCUGGAAUGGGUGCCCUCGUCCUGCACCCUGCUCAUCCAGAUGCUUUCCAAAGACGAUCUCACGCUCGACGAUGCCAGGACGGCCGAGCGAAACUGGCUCCACUACGUGUCGAGCUUCAGCCUUUGGACGCCUACCGAGGGUCUUGUGGAGGAAGCACAGGCGCCCUUCAUCAAGAGGUCGCUCUCGGCGAGCGGGGCCAGCGAGAACGAGGCCAGCGAGACGCGCUACGUGACACGCAGCGGACUCGAGAUCCGAGUCUGUCUCCGCACUUUCAAGCUCUUCUUUGCGCACGGCACCGAGGACGUCUUUGUGCGCAUCCGGCCCGAGGACGAGAGGGACGAGCUCGACCGCAAGGCUGCGGUGGUCAACAACCGGCGCAAGCAGCGCUGGGACGAGUGGCUCUCGGCUCGCCGACAGGCGAUCGACAACCCAAACGGCCCUGCUGAGCCUUCGCAAGAGGGUGCCGACGUUGCAGCCGAGGCCGCUGCGCCUAACGGAGACGUCGAGCCUGCUCAGGCGUCCGAGUCCGUGGCCGAAGCUUGA